UUCUUCAAACCCCAAAAACCCUGGUGUUGAUAAACUCAUAUCGACAUAGAUUCUUAACCCUUUUCUCUUCCAAUCUACACUGUCCGUUGAAGAAAAUUUAGGGGUUUUCUUUACAAUUUGAAGCCCCAAAUAUCAAAUUUUCGUAAAAGAUAAGGUUCAAUGGCCCGUGAAUGGAGUGGGAUUCAGCAGUUUCCUCUUGCCACACAGAGCAAGUUACUGGAAUUACUUGGAACACUAAAGGAGAAGGAGAGGAACAGUUUGACAAUUCUUGUAAUGGGAAAAGGUGGUGUCGGGAAAUCAUCGACUGUGAACUCCAUUUUAGGGGAACGAGCAGUUUCAGUCAGUGCAUUUCAGUCAGAUAUUCCACGACCCGUGAUGGUUUCCCGUGAGCGGUCAGGGUUCACAUUGAACAUCAUUGACACACCCGGUAUUGUUGAAGGUGGAUAUGUCAAUGAUCAGGCCCUGGACCUCAUCAAAAGGUUUCUUUUGAACAAAACAAUAGAUGUUUUGUUAUAUGUUGACCGCCUGGAUUCCUAUAGAGUUGAUAACUUGGACCGACAAAUUGUCAAGGCAAUAACAGAAAGUUUCGGUAAAGAAAUAUGGCGUAAAGGAAUUUUGGUGCUAACACAUGCUCAGCUCACACCACCAGAUUUUCUUAGUUAUGAUGACUUUUUCGCACGAAGGUCAGAGGCUCUCCUUAAAGUUGUAGAAUCUGGAGCUCGGUUCAAUAAACGUGAAAUUCCGGGUCAUGCAGUUCCCGCCGUCUUGGUUGAGAACAGCAGCAGGUGUAGUAAAAACGACAGUGACGAAAAGAUUCUUCCAAAUGGAACUGCUUGGAUUCCCAACAUAGUGGAAACCAUCACAAAAGUUGCUACAAAUCAAAGUCAAAGCAUUCUGGUUGACCAGAAAUUGAUUGAUGGUCCAAAUGCAAAUGAAAGAGGGAAAGUGUUUAUUCCUGCCAUCUUAGCAUUCCAAUACUUGUUUGUUAAACGAGUUCAAAAAUGGAUCAAGGAUGAUAUCGCUAAAGCACCCAAGUCUUCUUGGGAAUGAGCUUGAGUUUUCUAUAGUUGCUUGGUUCUUGCAUAAAGCUGGUUUCGUCAAGUGAGUUAGAGACGGUUGUUCAUGGCGUUUUUUUUUUCAAAUAAUCUUAACUUGGUCUUGGUUUAGAUGUUUUUUGUCGAUUCAGCGAUUUUCUAGUGUUACAUGUUUUGUUCUAAGGCAUGAUUUAAGUUGUUCACUACGGAAAAUAGUGCUUGAGGUACCCAUGCCAUGAUUAGUAGUUUUUGUGGAAGCAUAUCUUGACUACCAAAAUAAAACGUUGUUAAAAGUUGAGGGACUAAAACCGUGCAUUUUGUUAAUUUCAUGGAUGUGUUCUGUCCGAUA
Messenger RNA from Helianthus annuus (common sunflower), 1383 nucleotides. Its product is annotated as translocase of chloroplast 34. The transcript has 8 exons. Gene Ontology annotation, biological process: intracellular protein transport. The record is from RefSeq and is a predicted model, not a curated record. The coding region runs from base 160 to 1050 and encodes 296 amino acids. Gene Ontology annotation, cellular component: chloroplast outer membrane. Gene Ontology annotation, molecular function: GTP binding; protein-transporting ATPase activity. NCBI's taxonomy places the organism in Eukaryota, Viridiplantae, Streptophyta, Magnoliopsida, Asterales, Asteraceae.